This is a messenger RNA of Penaeus monodon (black tiger shrimp), 2340 nucleotides long. RefSeq names its product protein FAM200A-like. The record is from RefSeq and is a predicted model, not a curated record. Bases 1 to 2340 code for a protein of 779 amino acids. NCBI's taxonomy places the organism in Eukaryota, Metazoa, Arthropoda, Malacostraca, Decapoda, Penaeidae. Gene Ontology annotation, molecular function: protein dimerization activity. The transcript has 7 exons.
AUGCCCCAGGAGGCGCGAGCAGAAAGCAGACGACCUGCGGCGAGAAAGAACGAAGCCGCUGUAGUGCCUUCAGAGGAUCACGCUGAGGUUAAGCGUGUGACUGAUUGCCAAUGUUGUCACCACCUUAGGAGAAGUCUCAAGAACUGGUUUAGAUUCUUAUCAUGUGAUGACUUAACACCGACCUUUUGUUCAGUUGCACUCGCGAUGCACGGUAGUAAUCACACUACUGAAUGUUUAAACGUCAAGAGGUUAGUAACAAAUAGCAAUAUGCCGAUCUGCCAGGACAAUACCACCCCCACAGCCACAGGGGAGUCAUCACAUGACACUGCCGUGGACAAGCAAUUAAUAAAGAUUUCUCCAGAUCUCCCAAUCUCUGUGACAGCUCCUAAACCAGAUACCUCGGUCAGACCUAAGAAGCAACGCCAAAAACAGCCAGCACAAGAUCCCCCCAGGGAGACGAUGAAGGAUGGGACCGCCUCAUGGACGGCACUAGUCACGAAAUUUUCAUCAGUUACGUUUGUACCGCGGGAGCGUAAAGAUCGACACAGGGAACUCCUCAGUGACACAUACAGUUAUACCAAACGCUUAAACAAAAUGGAUCGUUUUGUUAUAAAACGCGUCUCUGUUCAGUCGUCAAGUACGUGUGCACCUGAUAAAAACACACAGGCCAACGAGCCUGGCUCGAUCAUAAGAGAGGCCACAUCUACAUCAGCUUCUGAGCCGCCUCCAAAGAAGAAAGUCAAGUCAUGGACAAGGCAGUACAGUGACGAGUUUCUGAAUGAAGUUCUCGCAAAUGAGAGUAAGCCAUCAAAACUAAAGAGACAUCUCGAAACCAAGCAUCCUAGUCUGGAUACAAAACCAGUUGACUAUUUCCAGAGAAGAAAGGAACAAAUGAAGAUGUCAGUGAAAGUUCUAAAUACAGCAAGCACUCUUAAUGACAAAGCACAAUUAGCAUCAUAUUUAGUUUCAUAUCGCAUUGCAAAAGAGAAAGUACCAUACACAUGUGGUGAGAAACUUAUUCUCCCAUCUUGCGUGGAUAUAGUGAGCACGAUGCUCGAUGGAAAGUCGGCAGACAAGAUCAAAUGUGUCCCAAUCAGUGAUACAACAGUGUCACGGCGGAUAAGUGAUAUCGCAGAAAAUUUGGAACUUCAGCUGGUGUCACACCUACAGACUGCUGGAGAAUUUGCUAUUCAGCUGGACGAAAGUACUGAUAUAUCUAACUGUGCAGUUCUCCUGGUGUACGUCAGAUACGUACAUGAAGAUGACUUUUUGGAAGAUAUGCUUUGCUGCUUAACCUUACCUACUCAUUCAUCAGGAUCUGAGAUAUACAGAGUGCUGAAUGACUGCAUAGUUGGAAAAUAUAAGCUGAAAUGGGCCAAUUGCAAAGGAAUUACAACCGAUGGAGCAGCAAAUAUGACUGGGAAAAAGAGCGGUGUUGUGACAAAAAUAUCAGAAGCAGCCGGUAAUGAUGUAACUUGGAGACAUUGUUUCAUCCACCGUGAAGCGCUGGCUGCCAAAGGUAUCCCAGACAAUCUCAGAGGUGUUUUGAAUGACGUUGUGAAAGUUAUCAACACAAUCAAAGGAAGUGCACUUAACAGUCGGUUGUUUGAACUCUUGUGCCUGGAGAUGGGAGCUGAUCAUUCACACCUUUUGUACCAUACGGAAGUUCGAUGGCUCUCCCGCGGGAGAUUUCUAACAAGGGAUUAUGAGCUAAGAAUGGAAAUUCAUAUUUUUCUUCUCGAGAAAAAAUCCAGUAUGGCAAGCUUGUUUUGCAAUGAUGAGUGGAUUCUAAAACUUUCAUAUUUAUCAGACAUUUUCUCAAAGCAUAUUGAAGAACAUAAUAACACCAGUGAAGAAACCAUGAAGAAAUUGAAAUGUGAUAUACAGCUGCACCUCCAUUCUUUGUCAAGCAGCUUUGAACAGUAUUUUCCUGAAGAAAACCUUAAGAAUAUAAGAGACAACCAUUGGGUGAAGGACCCUUUUGCAUUUGAAAAACCAGAAGCUGUUAUAGGGCUAAACCUUACACCUGAUGAAGAAAAUGAACUUCUUCAUCUGACAAGUGAUACAUCAUUAAGAAUCAUGAUGCGGUCAUCACCUCUGUUAUCAUUCUGGAUAAGUGUUUCCAAGGAAUAUCCACAUCUAAGUAAGAAAGGUAUUUUACUUUUGAUCCCAUUUACAACUACAUACUUGUGUGAAGCUGGGUUCUCAACCUUGACAAAACUAAAAAGCAAAGAAAGAAAUCGACUCAAUCCUACAGCCGACAUGCGUGUGGCGUUAUCCUCCUGCAAGCCAGACUGGAAUAAGAUAACGAAAGACAAGCAGGCACACCAGUCACACUGA